AUGGCAGACCGACCCCACCAUCGAGGCGGGCACGGCGGCCCAAGGGGCGGACGCGGUGGACGUGGAGGCGGCCGUGGAGGUGGCGGUGCUGGUCAAGGCGGGCAGGGCCAGGACAAGGAGAGGCCGAAGAAGGAGAACAUUCUGGAUCUCAAGAAAUACAUGGACAAGCGGAUUACAGUCAAGUUUAACGGUGGUCGGGAAGCGACCGGGACGUUGAAGGGGUAUGAUGCGUUGAUGAACUUGGUCUUGGAUGAGGUUGAGGAGGUGUUGAGAGAUGACGAAGGCAACGAGGUGACGAGAGCUCUUGGGCUCGUAGUGGUACGCGGCACACUGCUAGUGGUACUCAGCCCCGUCGAUGGGAGCGAGGUGAUAGCGAAUCCAUUCCUUCAAGCGGAAGAGGAAUGA
Molecule: messenger RNA, 405 nt
Organism: Dichotomopilus funicola
Lineage: Eukaryota; Fungi; Ascomycota; Sordariomycetes; Sordariales; Chaetomiaceae
Exons: 3
Coding region: 1-405 (134 amino acids)
Biological process (GO): nuclear-transcribed mRNA catabolic process; mRNA splicing, via spliceosome
Cellular component (GO): U6 snRNP; catalytic step 2 spliceosome; U2-type prespliceosome
Molecular function (GO): RNA binding
Source: RefSeq, a predicted model, not a curated record